Grammomys surdaster is the source of this 1560-nucleotide messenger RNA. It is a transcript of the gene Dct, whose product is annotated as dopachrome tautomerase. Gene Ontology annotation, biological process: melanin biosynthetic process from tyrosine; positive regulation of neuroblast proliferation; ventricular zone neuroblast division. The coding region runs from base 1 to 1560 and encodes 519 amino acids. Lineage: Eukaryota; Metazoa; Chordata; Mammalia; Rodentia; Muridae. Gene Ontology annotation, cellular component: melanosome. The transcript has 9 exons. Gene Ontology annotation, molecular function: oxidoreductase activity; dopachrome isomerase activity. The record is from RefSeq and is a predicted model, not a curated record.
AUGGGCCUUGUUCGAUGGGGGCUUCUGCUCGGCUGCCUGGCCUGUGGAAUUCUGCUCGGAGCACGGGCUCAGUUUCCCCGGGUCUGCAUGACCUUGGAGGGCGUGCUGAACAAAGAAUGCUGCCCGCCUCUGGGCCCCGAGGCAGCCAACAUCUGUGGAUUUCUAGAGGGCCGGGGGCAGUGCGCAGAGGUACAGACAGACACCAGGCCCUGGAGUGGCCCUUACGUCCUUCGAAACCAGGACGACCGUGAGCAAUGGCCAAGAAAAUUCUUCAACCGGACAUGCAAAUGCACAGGAAACUUUGCUGGUUAUAACUGUGGAGGCUGCAAGUUUGGCUGGACCGGCCCGGACUGUAAUCGGAAGAAGCCGCCCAUCCUAAGGCGGAAUAUCCACUCCCUGACUGCCCAGGAGAGGGAGCAGUUCUUGAGCGCCUUAGACCUGGCGAAGAAGAGUAUUCACCCAGACUACGUGAUCACCACGCAGCACUGGCUGGGGCUGCUCGGACCCAACGGAACCCAGCCCCAGAUUGCCAACUGCAGCGUGUAUGACUUCUUUGUGUGGCUUCAUUAUUAUUCUGUUCGAGACACAUUAUUAGGUCCAGGACGUCCCUAUAAAGCCAUUGAUUUCUCCCACCAAGGACCUGCCUUUGUCACGUGGCACAGGUAUCAUUUGUUGUGGCUGGAAAGAGAGCUCCAGAGACUCACUGGCAAUGAGUCCUUUGCUUUGCCCUAUUGGAACUUUGCAACUGGGAAGGAUGAGUGUGAUGUGUGCACAGAUGAACUCUUUGGAGCAGCAAGACAAGAUGACCCAACCUUGAUUAGUCAGAACUCAAGAUUCUCUACCUGGGAGAUUGUGUGUGACAGCUUGGAUGACUACAACCGCCGGGUUACGCUGUGUAAUGGAACCUAUGAAGGCUUGCUGAGGAGGAACCAAGCAGGCAGAAAUAAUGAGAAACUGCCAACCUUACAAAACGUGCAAGAUUGCCUGUCUCUCCAGAACUUUGACAGUCCCCCCUUCUUCCAGAACUCGACCUUCAGCUUCCGGAAUGCGUUGGAAGGCUUUGACAAAGCAGAUGGAACCCUGGACUCUCAAGUCAUGAACCUUCAUAACUUGGCUCACUCCUUCCUGAACGGAACAAAUGCCUUGCCACAUUCAGCUGCCAACGACCCUGUUUUUGUGGUCCUCCACUCUUUUACAGACGCCAUCUUUGAUGAGUGGCUGAAGAAAAACAACCCUCCCACAGAUGCCUGGCCUCAGGAGCUGGCACCCAUUGGUCACAAUCGGAUGUAUAACAUGGUCCCCUUCUUCCCACCAGUGACUAAUGAGGAACUCUUCUUAACCGCAGACCAACUUGGCUACAAUUAUGCCAUUGAUCUGCCCACAUCCUUGGAAGAAGCUCCUGUUUGGACCACAACUCUCUCAGUGGUCGUUGGAAUACUGGGAGCUCUCGUCGGACUCUUGGGGUUGCUGGCUUUCCUUCAGUACAGAAGGCUUCGCAAAGGAUAUGCCCCUUUAAUGGAGACAGGUCUAAGCAGCAAGAGAUACACAGAGGAGGCCUAG